UUGAGCCACGAAAUUAUCUCACUUAUUCAAGUAUCAUCGCGCGUAUCUAAACAUUCUUUUUCCCCCCAACUAUGCAAUCAUUCGGUUAUCUCCGGGGAGCUGAGACACCUUGCUCUCGUUAUCAAACUUGUGCGACGAUUUUCCAGUUUUUGCUUGGAUAAUAAAAAAAAGAGAAGGGAAAUUUAUUCAGUUUAGUGAGUGUGCAGUGCUUGUUAACGCGUAUUAUUUUUCUCAAUGAUUGUUCGUUCUCUUGGGACUCAUUAGUCGUAAAAAUACAAUUAUCGAGGGCUUUACGUAAUUUUGAAUUUGCAAAUUGACGGUGCAGUCGCGGAAUUAGUGGAGAAGUGAUAUUUGACGAAUUUUAAUUCGUUAAGGAUCGUUGGGAUUUUUCGAAUGCUCAUGGGCUGAGGGGGAUCCCUCUCUCUCUCUCUCUCCUUCUUCAAAUGUGAUUUAAUGUGACACAUGACCGAUGCGACUGAUAAUACAACUUGAAAUACCGAACAGCUGGGAAGAGGGAUAUGUCCAGUAAUUUAUUGUAAUACAGUGAUAAGUGUUAUGCCCGGUGAACUGACGGAUCCAAUGUAUGCUGGAGUAGAGAGACCAUCUUCGAGGAGGAGAGCGUACACCUGGAAUGCCAGGAGAAGGUCCACUAAUGAGAUCGUUCCACCCCAACGGCCUACGCGUCUCUCUCUCGCGGAACCACAGCCCAUUAAUGACGAAGCUACAAGCAGGUUGAGAUUGCGAGUAGUCGCUGGUCAUCAACUUGCUAAGAAGGAUAUAUUUGGGGCCAGUGAUCCUUACGUGAGGAUUGACCUGUACCCAAUUGAAGGGCAUGAGACAGUCGAUUCCGUACUUACGAAAACGAAAAAGAAGACACUCAAUCCUGUCUGGGAUGAGGAGUUCAUUUUCAGGGUGAAGCCGAGUGAACACAAACUAGUACUUCAGGUAUUCGACGAGAAUCGUCUGACGAGAGAUGACUUUUUGGGGAUGAUAGAGCUGACACUGGCCAAUUUGCCGAAGGAACAGAUGGGUAGGACGAUACCAGCUAAACAGUACAUUCUGCGUCCACGUAGUCAUUCCAGCCAACGGGCCAAGAUCAAGGGAACCCUGGAGAUUUAUCAUGCUUAUAUUGGGGAUUCGUCGACUCCAGAGAGCAAUGAUGAUAAUGUCUCGGAUUCUGGGGGGUGGGAACUGCUGGAUCAACCGAGUCCUACCUCUAAUAAUAGUCCUGUUCAACAGUCCGAUUCAACACCAAAUGGGCCACUGCCACCGGGUUGGGAGGAACGUCAGGAUGCAAAUGGCAGAACCUACUAUGUCAAUCAUAUAGCCAGAUUCACUCAGUGGGACCGGCCAACUACAACUAACGCAGCACCAGUGGGUGGUGUAACCGUAGAGCAACGAAAUUUAGAUACAGCAGCGACUGAAUUCCAACGAAGAUUUCAUAUAAGUGUGGACGACGCUGAGAGUAGAUCCCAUCGAAGUUCAGCCAUUAGUCAGGAUCGGGAAUUAACUCGAGAGGAAGACGGAGAUAGUGAUAAUGGGGGAACAUUCGUUGGUGAUGUUUCCUCCGACUCUGGACUGUCUGUCGACCAACGGGGGUAUCUAGCUGAGGGUGAUGAUCAGAGUGACGAUAACGUCGACAGUCCAGCGGGCUCUAGACGAUCUUCCGAACAGCCAUCAUUGCCGAUUCCUAACGGUGACGGACUGCCUCCUGGCUGGAGUAUGCAGCUGGCCCCGAACGGUCGAAUGUUCUUCAUCGAUCACAACGAGAGAGCAACGACAUGGGUGGACCCACGAACAGGUAGACCCAGUCCAAUGCCCAAUCACAAUCUGCCUUCAACGACUCCACGAAGUGAUCUGGAUCAACUGGGACCCUUGCCAGAGGGCUGGGAGGAGCGUGUUCACACCGAUGGCCGCAUAUUCUUCAUCGAUCACAACACCAGGACAACCCAGUGGGAGGAUCCACGCAUGUCAAAUCCCCAGAUAGCUGGACCCGCUGUACCAUAUUCACGUGAUUACAAGUUGAAGUACGAAUAUUUGAAAUCACAGCUGAGAAAACCAAGCAGUGUGCCCAAUAAGUUUGAGAUCAAGGUGGGAAGGAGCAAUAUCCUCGAGGACUCCUAUCGAAUCAUCAGUUCGGUCAACAGAGUUGAGAUACUGAAGACCAAACUGUGGGUGGAGUUCGAGGGGGAAGUGGGGCUCGACUAUGGGGGACUUGCCCGGGAAUGGUUCUUCCUGCUCUCCAAGGAGAUGUUCAAUCCUUAUUAUGGACUGUUUGAGUACUCGGCCAUGGACAAUUACACUUUACAAAUCAAUCCAUUCUCUGGAGUGUGCAACGAGGAACAUCUGAAUUAUUUCAAAUUCAUCGGACGUAUCGCUGGAAUGGCUGUGUAUCACGGAAAACUUCUAGAUGCAUUUUUCAUUCGUCCGUUCUACAAAAUGAUGCUCGGCAAGCAAAUAGACCUGAAGGACAUGGAGUCAGUCGACUCGGAGUACUACAAUUCCCUCCUCUGGAUAAAGGAGAAUGAUCCAUCAGAGCUGGAAUUAACAUUUUGCGUGGACGAAGAGAGUUUUGGUCACACAUCCCAGAGGGAAUUGAAGGCAAACGGUGCAAAUGUACCAGUGACAGACGAAAACAAAGACGAAUACAUAAGUUUAGUGAUUCAAUGGAGGUUUGUAUCGCGUGUUCAGGACCAGAUGAAUGCAUUCCUCGAUGGUUUCAAUGCUCUCGUGCCACUUACACUCGUUAAAAUAUUCGAUGAGCACGAGUUAGAGCUGCUCAUGUGCGGUAUUCAACACAUUGAUGUCAAAGAUUGGAAGAAAAAUACACUUUACAAGGGGGAUUAUCAUGCUAAUCAUAUCACUGUCCAGUGGUUCUGGCGUGUUGUAUUGUCAUUCAACAAUGAAAUGCGUGCUAGACUGCUGCAAUUUGUUACUGGCACCUCUAGAGUACCCAUGAAUGGGUUUAAGGAGCUGUAUGGGAGCAAUGGACCACAGUUGUUUACUAUUGAGAAGUGGGGAACACUGGAGAAUUAUCCUAGGGCUCAUACUUGUUUCAACCGAAUUGAUUUACCACCAUACGAGAGCUAUCAGCAACUGAGGGACAAACUAAUAAAAGCAAUCGAGGGCUCACAGGGAUUUGCUGGUGUUGAUUAGCGCGAGAUACCAUUUUUUAUGAUAAUACCUGUAAUAUAAUGUAUAUACGUACCCACGGAUAUAUACAAGCUUUUCGUAUCAACAAUUCCCGUUGGAGAAAUUGACAAUUAUGCCCAUUAAAAUUCGCAUUGAUUUACAUUGUCCACUGAAUAGUCCCCUUGUUUCUCAGAGUUUAAACAAUUUGCAAUCAGUUCUUCUAGAGUUUAAAACGUGUAAAUAUAUUUAUGAAAAAAUUCUGUUACACUAUUUCCAAAUGCAGAGGUAAGAGUUGUAAUGGAGGAAUUCUCUUAGGGAAACGAUGAUAGUGAGACGAUCGCAAUAAGGCCAUACUGAGUAAUUAAUUUUUCCAAUUGCAACGUAGAUUAACACUUGGAAUAUGCCUGUUUUAAAAUACUUUAUUGAGUCCUUCGACAAUUGAGGAGGAUUGAUCAUCGAUGUCUACCUCUUAGUCAUGCCAUCUUUCACUGCUGUAGUUGUUUGGGGUUUUUGGGCGGGUUUUCUCUUGCGAAAUUUCUCGCCAAAAAAUUUAAUUUGGAAACGCUAAUUGCUGAACAUUUUUCAGUCAAAAUAAGGGAUGUGAGGCUCGCUUUUGAAAUUGGAAUCUCAUUUUGAAUUUGAAUUCGAGUCAAUCAAGGAGUUUUGUGAAAAAUUGAUAAAUUUGGAAUGUUUUGAUGUCAUUUUUUAAUUUAACUGGAAUUUAUUGGGAAAUUUGGAGAAUUGGCUGCGAAUUCAGAGGCUCGAUUAUUUUCUCCUUUUUUAUAAUUUUUUUAGAUUAAAAAAUUCCUUUAAAAAAUUUAUUUCCGAGGAUUUUUCAUGAAAAAUAAAGGUUGAUGUGAGGCACGGAUUUGAGAUUGAAAUUGAAUUUUCAAUUCGAAGCUGUUUCAUUCACAGAGGCUCAUUCUCCCAGAAUAUUAUAUUGAAAGGUAUUAUUCCACAUUAUGAACAUAAAAAAUUACGCAUUUUGGGAGAAGCCAGAUAAAAAUGAGAAAUUGGGAGAAAUUUUUUGGGGAGAAUUUUUUAGCGAGAAAUUUCAACGAUUUUUAAAAUUGAAUUAUGAAGAAUAAAUUAUUUCGGUGAAUUACUCACAUUGAGUGAAUCUCAACAUUUAUGGAGGCACAUAAAAAAUUUAUCUAGUGCAUAACAAGACAUGCAAAAUUGUUCUUAACGGGGGAACAAUAAAGGGACUCACUCGACCGAAAAUCCGUGGCUGAGGAGCAGAUGUCGAUCGAUACACAAUAUGUAAAUGAUUGAAAUGCCAUCAUCAAAAUUACUUAACGAUGGUAACGUUUUAUCGAAUCAUGUUCUAGCAACUAAGAUAUAUAUUUUUUGAAAUGUUAACGAAUAUUUUAAGGGUUUUAACAGGUGAAACGACAAAAAAAAAACGAAAAAAUGGAAAAAAAUGGAACUAUUUUUUGUUAGCGAAUAUACAGUAGACAAAUUUUACAUUAGUAUCACUGAUAUUUAGUUAUUACUGGCGGAUUAUGCGUUUUUAUUUCGAACAUGGAGGCGAAGGAAUCGUGGGAACGAGAUGAAUCAUGUAGCCGAUGUUAAAUUCAUGUAUAUUUCAAUUAUAAUGACUUGAUUAUUGCCAAGUGAA
Molecule: messenger RNA, 4753 nt
Organism: Diachasma alloeum
Lineage: Eukaryota; Metazoa; Arthropoda; Insecta; Hymenoptera; Braconidae
Gene: Nedd4
Product: E3 ubiquitin-protein ligase Nedd-4
Exons: 11
Coding region: 556-3156 (866 amino acids)
Biological process (GO): regulation of dendrite morphogenesis; ubiquitin-dependent protein catabolic process
Molecular function (GO): protein binding; ubiquitin protein ligase activity; sodium channel inhibitor activity
Source: RefSeq, a predicted model, not a curated record